CCAUACUAAAUAAAUAAAUAGACAGCCUUACCUACAAGAAAAUGGAGAAAGACAUGGUUCUCCACACCAAGAGACAAAAACAAAAAUUUGACAAAUGCCGUAAGCAACAGCCAAAGCCAGAACUGGAUAAAUCACGGACCAUCAUCAACCUGACAGACAGACAACUCACUGAAGACCAAGUAUCCAUUCUAGAAAAAGGAGGAAAUUUUGCAGUCACCACCACCAGGAUCCCAGUAGAAAACAUCAUUGCCAAUGUUGAAUCAGCAAUUUACCAGCUCCCUGAGGAAGAAGCAGAGGAGGUAAGAAUUGAAACAGCAAGGAUCCUGAGAAAUGCAAAACUCCCCCCCAGCAACAUAACGAGAAAAGAAAGACAGGCCAUCAAAGAUCUCAACUCAGAUCCUGAAAUCAUCAUUCUUCCAGCUGACAAGGGGAAUGCCACAGUAAUCAUGGAAACAAAACAAUACAAAGAAAAAAUCAGACAACUUCUAGAUCCCACAAUUUACAAGAAACUGAAACAAGACCCCACUAACAAAAUCACCAGAAAAACGAACACUCUAAUCAAGAACUCCUCCAUUAACUUUGACAUACGCCAACAGCUGUGCAAAUCAGAAGCCCUCCCACCCAGGCUUUACGGACUCCCCAAAAUCCACAAGGACUCCAUCCCACUCAGACCCAUUGUAAGUGCCAUUGGAUCGCCGACUUACAACCUGGCAAAAUUUCUGGCUACACAGCUACAAACCCACAUUGGGCUCACUGCACAUUAUAUCAAGGACUCUACACACUUUAUAGAAAAGAUCAGCAACCUCAAUCUAAGCACCAAGGACAUCCUGAUCAGCUUUGAUGUGGUGUCCCUUUUUACCAAAGUCCCAGUAGCUGACACCCUCACACUAAUCAAACAAAACUUCCCAGAAGACAUCACAGCCCUGUUUCACCAUUGCCUCACCACUAGCUACUUUCAGUGGGACACUGGAUUCUAUGAACAGAAGGAUGGAGUGGCCAUGGGGAGCCCUCUCAGCCCAGUAGUAGCAAAUUUCUAUAUGGAAUACUUUGAAAAACAGGCCCUAGAAACAGCACCAAAAAAGCCAACUGUUUGGUUCAGAUACGUAGAUGACACCUUCACAAUUUGGAGCCAUGGAGAGGAAGAACUCAGCAAGUUCCUGGACCAUCUUAACAGCAUCCACCCAAACAUCCAAUUCACCAUGGAAAAAGAAAAGGAAGGAAAACUGCCAUUUCUAGAUGUUCUGGUCAUCCGCAAACCCAAUCAACAAUUGGGCCACACAGUUUACAGAAAACCUACACACACAGAUAGAUACCUUCAUAAAAACUCCAAUCAUCACCCAAGUCAAAAAAGGAGCACAAUCAAAGCCCUGACAGACCGUGCACAAAGAAUCUGCGAACCUCACCUCCUCCAAGGUGAACUCAACCACCUAAACUGGGCUCUACAGGCCAAUGGAUACUCCACCACAGACAUCAGAAGAGCUGCAAGGCCAAGAACAAGCCAUGAGAGUCAAGACAAAGAUCCACCCAGAGGAAAGGUGUCCUUACCAUACAUCAAGGGAACUACUGACCGCAUAGGGAAGCUGAUGAAGAAGCACAACCUACAAACUAUCUACAAACCCACGAAGAAAAUCCAACAAAUGCUACGGUCAGCGAAGGACAAGAGGGAUCCUCUCUCUUCUGCAGGAGUCUACCGGAUACCAUGCAGCUGUGGACAAGUCUACAUAGGGACCACCAAACGCAGCGCCCAAACAAGAGUCAAAGAACAUGAAAGGCACUGCAGACUAAUUCAACCAGAGAAAUCAGCCAUAGCAGAGCAUUUGAUGAACCAGCCUGGACACAGAAUACUAUUUGAGAACACAAAAAUGCUGGACCAUUCUAACAACUAUCAUGUCAGACUACACAGAGAAGCCAUUGAAAUCCACAAGCAUGUGGACAACUUCAACAGAAAGGAAGAAACCAUGAAAAUGAACAAAAUCUGGCUACCAGUAUUACAAAACUCAAGAAUCAGAACAGUAAAUAAAAAGCAAUACUCUGAAAACAGAGGACUUCCAGACAUGAAUCAACCUAGGGCAGUUAACGACUCUAAACAAAGGAUGCCCCAGAGGCAGGAAGAAGACAGCAGAUAAGCUUUUCAAUGCUAAUUAAAGUGAUUAACUACACACAUUCACACUGACCUCUCUCACCCUAGACUUUCCACAGAUAUAUAUUUACCUCUUUGCUUAGUUUUCUCCAUACCUCACAACCUCUGAGGAUGCCUGCCAUAGAUGUGGGCGAAACGUCAGGAGAGAAUGCUUCUGGAACAUGGCCACACAGCCCGAAAGACAUACAACAACCCUCCAAACACCAUACUGCUCACCACCCAAGUGAAGGAUUUCAUACGAGGACAAUUUCGUCCUAGAUUUUCUGGUUUUCCUCCACCACAGGCAUCCCAGUGUUCCUUUCUCUCUCCAUUGGUGUGGAAUUUGCAUGACCCUGCCCACUGCUUCUCCCAUAACCCUUUGUUAUUCUUUUCUAUGGCACACAGCAAACAGAGGAAUUGAUCAGCAACUGAACAUACUGGAGGGGUUUGUGGGGAAUUCACUAUGAUUUAUAGGAGUUGUAGGUACUGGGAUAUAUAGUUCACUUGCAAUCCAAGAGUGCUCCAAUGAUAGACCUGGACCAAACUUGGCACAACCAACAAAAAUAGUGGAGGUCUUUGGAGGGAUAUAUAGGAGUUGUAGUUCACCUACAUCUAGAGCACACUAUGAACCCAAACAAUGAUGGAUCUGGACCAAAUUUGGCAUGUAUGCCCAAAUUGGACUACUGGUGGGUUAUGAGGGAAAUUGGCCUGGACAUUUUGGAGUUGUAGGUACUGGGAUUUAUAGUUCACCUGAAAUGUAAGAGCACUGUGAACUCCACUAAAGAUGGAAUUGGACCAAACUUGGCACAGAAAGCUCUAAUGACCAGGAAAAAAUACUGGAGGUCUCUGGGGGAAAUUCACCUUGAUUUGGGGGGGGGGGGGGGGGUUGCGGAGUUGUAGUUCAUCUACAUCCAGAGAGCACUGUGAACCCAAACACCGGUGGAUCUGGACCAAACUUGACACACAUACCUGAUAUACUAAAAUUUGAUUACUGGAGGAGUUUGGUGUGGAACUAACCUUCCUUUCUGGGAGUUGUAGUUCACCCACAACCAGGGAAACUGUGACCUCCAGCAAUGGUGGACCUGGAAGGGUUUGAGGGGACUGACUCACCAUAGUAGGAGUUGUAGUUUAUCCUGCAGCCAAAGAGUACACUGAACCCCAUGAUGCAUCUAGUGCAAACUUGCCCAACAUAGCAAACUUUAAAUACUGAUGGAGUUUCUCAGGGUUAACCUGGCUUGAUUCCAGUUGUAGUUAAUCCACAACCUUGUGCAUUUUGUACAAGUAAAAAAAUGACUUUUUUCAAAUAACUUGGACAAUCCCAGGUACCUAAGCUAGUAAAUAAAAUGGUUCAAUUUUUUUUAAAAAAAUCCAAGUCCAUUCUGCUUUUGUUGAGAGAUCAAUAUUCUUCCAUUUUAGGGCAUACUGCAUAUAAUACAGCACUUGAUUAAUAUUUUUGCCAUGCAAAGAAUCCAGUAGUGCUUUGAAUGCAUAUAUUUGGUGAGUUUUGGUCAGCCAGUAUCAUUACUUUUAAAAAUGAAUUCUCCAACCAGCAUAACUAGUGACCAUACUGGCUGGGAGAGUCGACGAACUGUAGUCCAUAAAGUUAACGGUUAAUGUUAGGAGUAGAGGCAUGUCAACUCUCUGCCUAUGUUUCUAAAGCAUUGUUUUGUGGUUGGCUUUGGCAGCUGGCCAUCGGGAUUCAAACUUAAAACAGCAUGAAAGCCUUCUCACCCUGGAUUACCUGACUACAAUUGUAUCAAUAAGAUCAGUAAGAUUAGUAAAUAAAUUACCGCAUGGUUUGCAAAGCUAUUUUGCAACCCUAUUGAGAAAUUCAGAUUAAGUUACCUUUCGUGUUGCUUUCUGCAGUCAACAGGGACAAACAGACCAUUUUAAAGUAAAGUGCUCUGAAGAAACACAUUUCUGAACAGAAGUUGGGAAAAUUACUCUUUUGGGCUACAGUUACCAUAAUCUUUACAACCAGGGGAUUUUGAAUGUUUUCAUCCAAAAUUAAUAUCGAUGUGCUCUUUUUUAAAUACCUUAUCAACAAGGCUGUCUUUUCAAUACAGAUCUUCAUUUUAGGUAAAAACAACUUGUUCAAUCUGUGUGUAUGUUUGUGGACAAGCUUAUCUGGAGAGGGCAAGAGAAGCAGCAUACAGCAUUACUGGCAUGAAGAAUUGCUUCGGGUUAAACACCAUAGCUGCUGUUAGCCCAGUAGAUCAAUAGGUACUGCUCCACGGGAAGGUAACAACACUCCAUGCAGCCAUGCCGGAGGUAUCUACUGACAACGCCAGCUCUUUGGUUUAGAAAUGGAGAUGAGCACCAACCCCCAGAGUCUGACACAACUAGACUUAAUGUCAGGGGAAAACUUUUACCUUUACCUAAAUUUUAAAUACUUAUAAGCAGAACCUCCCUGAAAAUCUCUCUAAUCUGUGAAUUACACCCAAACUCUUACCUUUUCUGCCAGACAAACCUGUUUCACAGCUUCCUCCCAUCUUGCAAAAACAGUGUGGGCUGCCCUGUCAAACAGGGAAGGUGACCUGAUUCAUUGAUCGUUCAAGAGUUAGCCUUAAUUGUUCUUGGUCAAUUGGUGCAUUCAAAGACAGGCAUUGUAUGAAGAGAUUGAAUGGCUCACGGUAUAGUAAGUACAUAAGUAAGUAGGUAGACAGAUAUUGGUCUUUUGUUCACAAGUGCCAAAGAAUUUUCUCCAUUCUCCCCAGUUCCCAAAAUGAGAAUUACCGGUAAUCACUUUCUAUUCAUUUGAGAACAUCUACAGUUCUUGAGAUCAGGGCCAGCCAUUCCAUGAGAGAGAAGUGACUCAAAUGCCUCAAGUGACAGAUCCUGGGGUGUAACAAUGGCAGUUCUUCUUAGUCCUCUAUCCAUUCCCUUCUGUUGGAAAACAGAGGUCUGUGUGUCUCGGGCCCCAUCUAUGUUCUUAUAUAAUGCAGUUUGAAACUGCAUUAUAUGGUCAGUGUAUAGAUUCAUAUAAUGCAUUUUGAAUAUGCAUUAUAUGGCAGUGUAGAUGAAGCCUGAGAGCCUGUUCUGUACCCCCUAAAGCAGAGUUUGGAGAGAGUGCUUCUUUGGAUUGCUACUAUAACUCCUAGACUCCUCCAGCUUUUCCCUGUAGUCCAUGUCAGCUAAUCGAAUUAUAGGCCAGAAUCUUGUUAGUGAUAUACACAGGAAUAAAUUGCACCAUGCAUGUGGAAUUACUUCUUUUGAACAGUGCAUAAUGGAUGCAUCCAGCUGGUGGUGGCAGCAGCACAGUAUGGCAGAUGUACAGUAAUUCAAUUGCCCAUAAUUGGCUUGAGACUAGUGUAAAUAUCCACAUGCAGAUAUGUGCUUUGCCAGCACUACACAACCCUCAUUUAGAGUUACUAUUACACAAUGCAUGUCAGUGAUUGGAUGCUACUGUACAAUGUACCGCCAUAAUAUGUAGUGUUGCUGUAUGCACAACUCAGCAGAAUAGUGUGUUGCGUUGUGUUGAAUAAUUUGACCACUGUGUGUAGUGCGAUGUAUACAUGCACAAGUCAGUAAUAGAAUGACAGUCCUAGAGUGGCAUGUCAGUGUGUACUGCCUUGGUAUCAUGUGCAUUGUGCAUUGCACUGAAGUGAAAGCUAUACGCUUCACUGAUUUUUAAUGUAUUCCUCCCAUCCUCAUACAUUAUGCUGUCCAAAUAGUAUAUAUUAGUAUAUGAACCAUGUUGUCUAGGGAUCUGCAAACUAAGGCCUAAGGGCUGGAUGUGGUCCUCCAAGGUAAUUUACCAGGGCUACACCCUAAACUUUUGAUGUAGGGUCACCCUAAUUUGAAAGAACACAAAAGCAACAAUCCUAAUUAACUUGACUGUCUCAUCAGCCAAAACCAGGCCCACACGUCCUAUUGAAAUACUGCAUUUGUAACCUGAUGUGAUGCCUCAUGGGCCUUGUAGUCCUGUUCCUGGUACUAUCGUGGCAGAUGAAGAGGAAAACAUGGGGUUUUCGCCGGUUCAACAAGAGCCGGAGUCCCUUCACCUGCCGGAUGUUGAUGUUUGCCCUCAAGAAUUCAGUAAACCAGGCCUUGGGCAGUACUCCCCUCUGUUUCCCAGGAAGGAAUCUUAUUCUAGAGACAGAGGAGUUAGAGAAGCUAAUCGGAGAAGCUUAAGAAUCGCUGCCAAACAACUGGAUGAUUAGGUCUGCUUCCCUUGGGAAAUUCUAAGGAGUAAUGCAUCUGGACAGAGUGGGUUUCGCUUCUCGUUCUCUAGGGAAAGAGAUUGUUGGCGGGAAAACGAGACCCAAUAUAGGGGUUUGGCGCGAGAGAUUCUUUGCGGAGUCAAUUGAUCAGCUUCAGGAGAGAGAUCGUGUGUGGACUUCGUAACCCCAGUUCCUUGCUUUCCGGAUCAAGUUUUCGAGCCUUGCCUUGCCUUGCAGUUUAACCACGGACCCUGUUCCACGCUUCACGUUUUGCCUUGUUUCUAGUCACGGACCUAGUCAAGAAUCAAGUUAUUUCCAGCCUUGUUGUCAAGCUUCAUUGGACUUCUAAGACUCUGACAUUUCCCCACACUAUUGUUUGGCAAGAGUGUGUGUUUCGGUCAAGUGGAUUAAAACUUUGAACUCUAAUAUCAUUUAUUGGACAAUACAUUUUUGGACUAUAUUUGACCUCUUUUGAAAGGUCUGUUUCUGAACUAUAUUCUUCACUUGUUUUAUUGCUUUUAUAUAUUUCUGUCCUGCUCACUUCAAAGGAUCAGUCUGAACGCAGAUCAGAGAUAGCUGCUCUCAAAUCCAAUCUUUAUUGAAGAACACAUGACUUUGGAAAAGUCAAGAAUGACCUAAUGUUUACAUACAAUCAUUUUUAUCACCUCUGAUGCUACGUAACACCACACGUAAAUAUCAUCAUCAAUCCCCACCCCCAAUAUCACAUUACUACCGUUUUCACACACUAGACCAAUUAUAAUUGUUUAUAUUUUCAACCCCAAGUUCCCAGGCAUAUUCUAUCUUCUUCUGCCAGGUGCUUCUAGGAUUGUUUAUGUUAUGACUCCCAGUUCAGGGCUUGGUAAUUCAGCCCUGUAACUGGGUUCCAUGACAUGAUGCCCUCCUUUUCUUCGUCCUCCUCUUCGGUACUUCUUUCAUCACAAAUCUGAAACAAACCAAACAAUAAUUCUAUGUGUCCAUUUUGUCCAAAGUACCCCUAUACUUUUUCAGUAAGCUACGAUGGAACACAGGGUGAAUUUUCCCUAAACUUUUUGGCAAUGCCAACUGGAAAGUCACCUCGUUGAUAACACCCUGUAUUCUGAAUGGUUCAAUAUAUUUAGGGCCCAAUUUUUUCGAAGGUAGCCCCAAUUUGAUGUUUUGGGUACUUAACCAUACUAGAUCUCCUUUCUCCAAUUUAUCGCCUUCCACCCUUUUUCUGUCUGCGAAUGUUUUAUACUUUUUGUGUGCUUCCUUUAAGGAUGCAGUCACUUGACCCCAGCAUUCUAGCAUUUGAUUUUUCCAUUUCCCUGCCCCUGUUUCCUCAUUCUCUGUCCAUUUUGGCAACUGGGGCAGAGGUUGUACUUCAUACCCGUAAACUAUUUCAAAGGGAGUUUUAUUUGUUGCUGAAUGUAUAGUCGAAUUAAAAGCUAGUUCUGCAAAAGCCAA
Messenger RNA from Anolis carolinensis (green anole), 7725 nucleotides. RefSeq lists its product as uncharacterized. Lineage: Eukaryota; Metazoa; Chordata; Lepidosauria; Squamata; Anolidae. The coding region runs from base 42 to 2126 and encodes 694 amino acids. The record is from RefSeq and is a predicted model, not a curated record. The transcript has 2 exons.